Molecule: messenger RNA, 550 nt
Organism: Metschnikowia bicuspidata var. bicuspidata NRRL YB-4993
Lineage: Eukaryota; Fungi; Ascomycota; Pichiomycetes; Serinales; Metschnikowiaceae
Exons: 1
Coding region: 209-496 (95 amino acids)
Source: RefSeq, a predicted model, not a curated record
ACCCUGAUGCAUACUUUUGUUGGGACUCGUAACCCCACGGAGCUUCAAUCUGUUAGCGACGACAGUUGCUUCAUGAGAACAGUUUUCCUUCCCGUUCCUAGCGUCAGCCUUUUCUUUUUUUUUUGUUUUUCAUCGCCUUGGCUAGAACUGAAGCACUGUUGAAAUAUCAAACGGAGCCCCCCUCCUUUCGCAAGACCUUUCAUACGAAAUGCGAGAAAUCGGCUGCGCAAGACCAUCUCUAGAUACACUCGUUUCUCGCGUCUGCGCCUCGAUCGCUACUGCCUUUAGAUGGACUCACGGGCCAAAACUAGAUGUGCGGGUGCAUGGAUCAACGGAUGGUAGCGACACUCUCGCCAUUCGCAUGACAAAUCUAGUAUUAUUGGCACAGCGCUCGGCGAAGCACAGGGCUUUGUUCCCCCAUUUUGUUUCAUUCAUUUUAAUUCAGUAUUUGUUUUAUUUCAUGUUCAUUCUGUUUUCAUUUUGGGGCAGUUGUUAGUUUCCACCGGCGCCGUGUGGCCCCCGGCCAAGAACCCAAAUUCCCUAAAACAGC